Ostrea edulis (European flat oyster) is the source of this 2020-nucleotide messenger RNA. RefSeq names its product nuclear pore complex protein Nup54-like. The transcript is spliced from 11 exons. The coding region runs from base 130 to 1743 and encodes 537 amino acids. Lineage: Eukaryota; Metazoa; Mollusca; Bivalvia; Ostreida; Ostreidae. Gene Ontology annotation, biological process: NLS-bearing protein import into nucleus; protein localization to nuclear inner membrane; nuclear pore organization. Gene Ontology annotation, cellular component: nuclear pore central transport channel; nuclear pore. The record is from RefSeq and is a predicted model, not a curated record. Gene Ontology annotation, molecular function: structural constituent of nuclear pore.
UUGACUAGCUCUUUGAUAAAGGAGGUAUAUAGAGACGAGCGGGAAUGGCGUUCUCAGUCGAUUGUAGACCCAGAUUGUUGUUGUAAAUAUGAAAUGAAAGUAUUUUUUAUAGGAAAAAGUUAAACGAAAAUGGCAUUUCCUCUAGGGACUGGCACUACACCGUUUGGUGCAACUAACACAUCGUCAUCAACGCCAUCAUUUGGUUUUGGAACGCCAAUACAGUCAUCAGGUGCUUUUGGAACACAGCCUAAAACUACAGCUUCCACUGGCUUUACAUUUGGUGCUCCAGUUGCCUCCACCACAUCAGGUUUCUCAUUUGGUGGAGCCCCAGCAUCAAGUGCCUCCACAGGAUUCUCUUUCGGUGGAGCACCUGCUUCAACUGCCUCUUCUGGCUUCUCAUUUGGAGGGACAAGUACAGGAACAGGCACAUCUGCAUUUGCAGGAGGGACAGCUUUCCCGAGCUUUGGAUCAAACCUUGGUGGAACAAGCAGCAGCAUUCCAGGCCAACCAUCAUUUGGCUUUGGGCUUGGAACACAGCAGACCAAUCCCCUUCAACCCCAACAGACACAACAGGUUUCUUCAAACUUAGAAAACAUCACCACAGCGGUUACUCUUCCACAGAUUUAUGGCGAUGAAAGGGAUGCCAUUAUUGCUAAAUGGAAUCAGCUACAGGCUGCAUGGGGCACAGGAAAGGGGAUUUACAGUCAACAUGGCAGCGUGGAAUUUACCCCAGAAAAUCCCUAUUGCAGAUUCAAAGCUGUGGGGUAUAAUAGACUGCCCAAAACAAAGAAUGAAGAUGGACUGGUGUCGUUGUUUAUAAGGAACCCUGAAGCAGAUGUUAGAUCUCACCAGCAGCAGAUUGUCGACACGCUGUUUGGAAUCUUUGGCAGCAAACCUCAACUAUCUGUUUGUGUAGAAGGGAUAAAGAAACUCCCAGAUAACAUGACAGAAUUUGCGAUCUACAUAUUAGAGAGGCCUGCAACAGGUCCUGCCAGAAGAAUCCCAGCCAAUGAAACCUGUAAUUUUCUCAACGGUCAAGUUACUCAACUCAAGAGUAAGCUGUUGGUGGAGAAUGUUAUUCCCAAAAUGGGAUUCACUGAACAGGCCCUGAAGGAGUAUCUAGAAACACCACCGGCAGGUAUCCAUCCUUUUCUGUGGGAGCAAGCCAAGUUAGAUAACCCAGAUCCUGACAGCCUAAUUCCAGCUCCAAUGAUUGGAUUUAAAGCCCUACACCAGAGGUUAAAACACCAGGAACAGCAGACUCAAGCCCACCAGCAGAGACUAGAUCUGAUUGCCGAAGAUUUAGAAUCCUUGCAACAGAGGCAGGUGAACAUGUUGGCAAAGUUAGAGGAAUACAAGAGAAAACACAUUCAGCUCAGUCACAGGUUGUUACAGGUAGUAGUGAAACAAGAAAUUUCACGAAAAAUGGGCUAUUCCAUUCAAGCAGAGGAAGAGCAGUUACGUGUGCAGCUGGAAAAAACUCAACUUGAACUCAACCACCCAACACAGUUUAAGGGAAGGCUGAAUGAAUUGAUGUCUCAGAUUCGCAUGCAGAAUCACUUGGCGGGAACCAGAGCAGACAUAAGCUAUCAGAUGGAUCCAGGUCUGCAACAGGAAAUUAAACAGCUGUUAAAGCAACAACAGGAUGGACUGAAACAUCUCGUGGACAUCAUCAAAGAUGACAGCCAGGACGUCCAGCUGAUGGAGCAGAACCUGGAUGCCUCCUCAUUCAGUCGACGGUGACACCAACAGAGGAGUUCCAUCUCAGUUUUGUGUUGUGUGGACUAUCCUCGGUCCUCAGUGCAAAGGAUUAAGGAAACUUGUUUUAAAGUACCCUGAUGUUGAAUCCAGGAACACAUGACAUUCAUUCAUAUAUGAAUGAAAUUACAUUUCUGAUCACAGUUUCUGAUGUUUUCAAUUUGCUAUCCUAUUUCAUGUUUUAAGUGUUUGUUAUUAGAAACAUUUUACGCAUUUGUAAACAGAUGAUACAGUGAAUAAAGCAGAAGACCACUUCUUGAAA